Molecule: messenger RNA, 6027 nt
Organism: Anopheles funestus (African malaria mosquito)
Lineage: Eukaryota; Metazoa; Arthropoda; Insecta; Diptera; Culicidae
Exons: 6
Coding region: 3362-5653 (763 amino acids)
Source: RefSeq, a predicted model, not a curated record
AGUUUGGUAUGGCAAAAGCAAACGCCAAGGUUUGCCAUCCCUCAAACGCGUCUCGCAUUUCUUGAUUGUAAUUUUUCAACAAAAUCCUACUGAGUAAAUCUACUUCUGAUGCUAGUGAGAGUUGUUAAAAAUAGAAUCGCUUCCGCCAUUCAUCAACUUGGGAAGAUACUUCAGUCUCGUGAAUGGUGUCCUGAAAAACGGAAUACGUGUACCUGUAUUGUUCUGUUCCUGUCCGUUAUUUGUUAGUUAUACGUUUCUCCUUCUUUUAUUUAUACGUACGCUCACUUGUUCUUUAUCAAAAAAUAAUAUUAGAAAUGAAAAUAAACUACCAAGCUAGCACCGCUAAACUAAAAAAAACUGUUAAAUUUCCUGUCAUUCUAAAGCAUGAAUCCGUGCUUCGAUAAGACGAUUCGAAAAAAGUAGAAUAUGUUAACAUCAAGCCUAGUAACACUCUUUUUCAUUCUUAGGGUCGCUUUUUUUAGUUAUUUAUCGUGAUCAGUAACUUCACAACGAGCGCUCGUGUUACGCUAAUGAAGGCACAUGUUUUUUCAGUUCACAUUACGAAAUAUGUCGAAUCGGUUCUAAACAAUUACUACCCUUCCCUCAUACAUACAACCACACUACCACAAAUUACAGCUCAUAUGUGAUGAUUAUCGUCGGCGUUUACCUUUUAGUUGGGAGAUAACUUUUUCAUCCCAUAUUGUGUACUGUACUAAUAGUAUUUAUUCGUAUGAGGUUGCGUCGCUGAAUUUUCAGUGUCUUUCAUGCUCAUUCAGACGCAUCCACCCUUUUUACGGAAAGGGAAAUGGGGUGUCCAACUCGAUUGCUUGUUUAUGCAAGCACACAAACCGGUGAUUGUAAAAUCGUCGGAGUCGAUCGUUUGUUUUAUCGCCCGUCGCUUUGUUGUACCAAUCAUUUGGUAUACAUAAUCUGUUGGCAAACGCGUAAAAAGAUAGUAGUUUUUCUUCUACAAAUUUUCCAUUUUCUGUAUUGGAAGACCGGUCGGGUGUACAUAUACAAUUUUUUUUAUUGUCCAGGAAGUGUUUGACUUGUUCAACAACUUGCAGCAUGUUAUUACUGAUUUUAUUAAAUUACGAAAUUUUUAACAACAAUAUAAAAUUUAUUUCUACUAAAAAAAUUAUUACUCUUUUUGUUUUUCAACUUAUUCUAUUUCCUCUCUGCGUAACUAAGUUUAUAACAAACAAUUGCUAAAAUGCCCUCUGUGGGUUUCAUUUUAAUUUUAAUCAUUUGUCUUAUUGUCUAGUUAUACGAAGAAGAGUAACCAUUAAUUUAUCACAAAUGGAUAUUACCUAUACCUAUAUAUUCUCAAAAUGUUUUUAAAAUACUUUUAUACGAACAAAAGUUUAACGUCAUAUUUGAAAUUUUCUAUUGUAUGCCUCCGUCGGCAUAUCAAUUAAACCUUCAAGACCUAGCAUUAAAUGUAUGCCGGAUCUUACGCUUCUAAUUCUUUGCCAGGUGGAUUUAUCUGAUGAUGUGGUGUCGAAAUGUGUUAAGGAGGUUUAUUAAUUGGGGACUUGUGGGGGAAAUAGUAAUAAGAAGAAUAAUGUAUAAUGUGAAGAAAAAUAAUAUGUAAAAUAGUUAGUAGCAAUAAACUCACCGACAAGAACGAAUUUGUCGAAACAUAAGGGAAACUAAUCCUAGAGUGAUUAACUAAGGAAGCUGAGGGCAACUUCGGAUGAUGGAUCACGUAAUCGUCUUUCGAUUACUCAAUUGUGUCGUUGUGACCUCAUUUCAUGCUACAGUGGUUAAUUUUUGCAGUUAUCAUUUCAGUUUGUUUCGUAAUAAAUAUACAUUUGACGAUAUAAAUGUUUUGUAUUUAUACUGUGGUUCAAUCUUUUAUUAAAAUGCAUUUCAAAACCAUCGGACGUAAAAAAUGUCGUUAAAAGCUUAAAUUCUGCCUUAAAUUCGUUAAAAGCAAUUUCUGCGGAGGAGGUUCUUAUAUUUCGUCACCAGCUCGGUAAAAUUUCUCCCCUGAAAGGUGACAGGCAUUGCCAUUACAUCGGUUACGAAAAAAUUCUCUCCCAUCACCGAUUCUGCUACUCUCUUGUACGAUCUGUUUCUUGUACUAUUCUGAGUGAAAAUCGUUUGCUAUCCGUCCAUCUGACAGUAGGUCAGUCGUUUCGAUACGUUCGUACCGAUCAGCGACCCGUAUGGUUAACUCGAUGAGUUGUGUUGUUGUGCGUUUUUCCAAACGAUUGAUCUUUUUUCUUACGUUGCUACGAUCGUUCGAAACCCAACCGAACUCGAAACCAUUGUUACGAAACAACGGAUAAAAAUGAAACUAGCCAUCUUGCGUUUUUAGCUGAUGUGCGUUCGGUCGCUCUGAACGAACGAAGGAUUUCAUUCCGAAGCGCCCAAAGAUGCGUGUUUAUGCCAGUGUGGCAGUAGCUGUGAAGCAGUGAUGAAGUUCCGAUGUGUGCUUGUACCGAUAAAGAAAUAAAGUCUGUCAUUCCGUAAACAUACAUAUACGUGCAGUUGUGUCAAUCUGUUACACACGCGUUAAGCAACGCCAUUUGCUUGUUUGCUUGUUCGAUAAUGGAACGUGAUGAAAAUGCGUCGAAUGAUCGCAAAAAGUGAUAAUCCAUUAAAGUAGCGAAAUUCUCUCAUUCGAUCGACUGAAAGAUCGCAGGUCGAUUCACAGAUUCUCAGUGUGAAGAGAAAAAUCGUUUCCUGGCGAGCACAAAGUCAUCUUAUGGAGGCGCCUAGUCUUUCACGGAGCAACUGAAUUCUGUGUCAGUGUCAUAUUAGGAGCAAAUUGUGAUAUCGUGCAGAGUGGUGUGUGCAAAGUUGCUAACAGCAUUUAAUUUCAAUCAAAAGCCCCGGGAAAUCGAAAUCGUAAAAUAUCGUACACCGGGAUACGUCGGAUGUGGAUCAAUUUUGUCUGAGCUCACUGUCACGCGCAAGUGUAAUCAACAGCGUACUCUUCUACUGGCUAAAAGGGAGCAAAGCGAUAAAAACACAGCACAAAGGUGGGAAGGAAAUCCCGCACGCACGCACGCACGCUCAACCAGACACAGUGGUAUAAUAGCGUUUUUUUACUCACAACUUUUCUGUUAGUGGCAGCAUACAAAGCCACAUCGGUUUUUGUGCGUUGCGUCGGUUGUAACGUCUCGUAGUUCAGUUUUAUUCUCCGGCGUGGUUGAAAUGGAAGGUUGCCAACUAGAACGUUUCGUUUGGCCGUUGUAAGAAAAGCAAGAAAACGAGUAACCGAAUGGAGAAACCAGGUGGCAGAUGCAAAAGAUUUUGUUAGUGUGCAAUAUUUCAGCUACAGCGACAACGAAGACGACGACGACAGCGAAGCUCAAUCUGUAUUCUCUCGUGCUUCGUCAUCACGCACGGCAUGUCCACCUCCGGACCACAGCCACCGUCCGAAAUCACUGCCGAAUGGACAGUUCACGCACAGCUCACGCUUUCCUCAACUGCUCCUGCUGUAGCCAGUUCAACCGACAACAGCAGACUCCCUUCGGAUCUGUCUCAGACUUUAGCGGCCGAAGGAUGUACCGAGAGCCAACAGCCAACUCCAGGGUCCACACUUUCAUACCCGGGUGAUCGAGGAACUGGGGUCGAUUCGAAUGUUAGCCCUUCGCUAAACUUUCUCCCUUCAUCAGGUCCUACCCUAACGGCAGGAUCCUCAUCCAGUGCAGUUGGGAAUCCAGUAAAGGUUGUUUAUAAAUUUAGCACGACUGACAAUCCGUUGCAGCAAAAACAGUCCACCGUGUCCUCCGCAGUGCCAGUCGGUGGUAAAAGUAACGUUAUUUUUAACACCGAUCCAUCAUCACCUUCCACACCGGUCGCACCCACUCAGACUCCAACUGGUGAAGGGCAUCCACCACCGUGUAUCGAAAAUGCAGCUCAACUUUUCCCCAAAUGUACCAGCACCUGUAGCAUCGUACUGACUGCCUGUACUGAUCUCUUGCCCUCGAACGACACACUGCCUAUCGUUGUCAACAAGUGCGAAUCGACCAACAACAUUGUGGUGGAUAAAAGCACCAACUUUCCUGAAAAGUCUCCCAGCAAUUCCAAGGAUGUGAGCUGUCAAACAAGCGACUGGGAAACAAACAGGAAUGAGGAUAAGGAUGGUGCUACGGGGUCUGUAAAGCGUCGAGGACUGCCCAAAAAAUUUAUAACCGAUGGAUGUCCUCUUUCACCGCCUCUGAGAAGAAGAGACGAUAGAUGUGAUUCGCUCGUUCGCAAAUCAGUCUCACCGAUCAUCAAUCCACUUGUCUCUCCAAGUAACACAAUUCGCUCCCAACAAUCAAGUGUUCGGGAUACUUCGACGGCCAAAAAGAAGCCGCGAACGGUACACAUUGACGUAUAUUGUACCGGUUCUGAUGCGGAAUCCGGCUCUGAAUGUGGUUCGUGCUGUUCUUCCAACGAAGGUGCCAAAUCGCUCCUAUCGUCAGGGGCCUCAUCAGGAACUUCGUCAAAUUCGUCUGUCUCCUCGGGCAGUCGAUUUGACACAAGCCACAUGUUGGAACUGAAAGCGGCAGCACAUCCAAAUAUUGGCCCAUCGCAUCCAACCGUGUAUGAGUCUGAAGAAAUGCGGGUGCGUCACAAACGUGCCGGAAAGCAUGAAGUGCCCAGGCGUUUGAUGCAGCAAACUAUUGAUCAAAACACGCUUUCUACCAUCGGCAGUUUGAAGAGAACUGGUUCAGCACGGCAUGGGCGCCCGAGAAGAAACACAGCGACAGACGAGAUCAAUGAAUCAAAACAAAUCCUUUUCAGCAAGCAUCUCGGUGAAGUGCCUCAGAAACAGAGCGAGGACCAGCUCCAGGACGCAUUCAGCACAUAUUUUCGACGGGAUGUAAGCGACGAUGCAAUCAGUUCCAACUAUGCCCUCUCUGCCGAUCGAUCAACACGUCGCGAUGUUACCGGGAGUAGCAUUUCCAGUGCUUUCGCCUGCGGAGGGUUCUACGAGGAUGACGAGGAUGGUGAAAUUCGUAGCAAAUUGAACCGUAGUGGCACCACCGCAACCCAGUCGGACAGUUUCGAAUACGACAAUAGUGAGGAUCGCUAUCGUAUCCACGAAAUGGAACGUGUCUGGAAGCAACACCACUGGAAAUCACCAUCGGUCGAAAGGAGACUCUUGCAAAUGCACAAUCCUCUCGUAACAUCACAAUCAUGCCAUAGUCCUGAUUCCGAGCACAAUUUCACCGAGUCGGAUCACAGCUUCGUGUACGACGAGGCACCACAUCCGCACGCCUCAAAUCCGUCCCUGAACGAAUACAGUGACUCAAGUCCAUCUACCGUCAAGAGUGCCUCCCAACGGGCGUCAGAUGGACCGAACCGGUCGUUUAUGCUUCAGCAACAAGCCGUUCUUGCUGCAACGCUGCAACACAAGCGAGAAUUUUCCCCAGUAGAAGGCUACACCGAUGAGUACUUGGCGAUUGCCCGACGUUUCGGCAGUCUCAUUACGGGUCGCCGUAAACCCGGCACUCACAUGGGUCCCGUCCGUAACCCGGAGUGUCCAUGCGAGCAUUGCCGGCGAUGGGUGCUAGAGCGUGAUUCGGGUGGCAGCGACAAUAUCUUACGCAAGCGUGCACUUUCUGUGGACGGUACGGAUGCCCCAAAUGGUAUCGUCGAUAUGCGCCGGCAGUUUCACCUGAGAAACACCAAUGUCCAUGAAACGUAACCAACCAGAAUGCCUUUUCAAUGGAAUUUUAACAUUAUUCCUAAGCAUAAUCUUCAUCAGUGUGUAUAUGAAUUGUAGAUUUUAGGUUAAUUUUCUGGUCAGUGUUCCGCUAGUACAUUUUGACGAUACAAUAUAAACAAUCGAAUCAUGUACUAAAGUUAAAAUAACGAAUAUCACAAUACCUACAACAAAUUUCCUCUUAGCGUGUAAUGGAAAUGUAAUGGAGAUAGUAUACUCCCUAAGGAUAUACUUACCUGGGACAGGGGUUACCGUGAUCACGAAGGCGGUUCGCCCAGGGCGAGGCCUGGCCAUUGCACAGUAUUCUCCCUGGAGGAAUAUUUCACAAAAUAAAAGAUACGUAAAUGCCAAAUCAA